This is a messenger RNA of Moneuplotes crassus, 5107 nucleotides long. The record is from the annotation of a GenBank genome assembly. NCBI's taxonomy places the organism in Eukaryota, Ciliophora, Spirotrichea, Euplotida, Euplotidae.
AUUUAAAUAAAUUGUGGCAAAAUGACAACAAUUUCGAUUGUGAAUUUUAGCGGAAGAUUGUUUGAUCACCCUGUGAAGCCGAAGGAAGACGGGUUUGUCACCCAGAUUACAUAUCAAGAUGCUGUGAAUACCAAGGGUGGUCAGGUUGGAUCAACAAGAGCUCAAGGCGUUUCGUUUAAUGACACAGGCGAUCAAUUCGCGAUUUCAGAUUCAAGAGGAUGUAUCACUGUUUAUUACAUCUCCCAAAAUAGAUACAUGGCUAUUGCCAAAGAUGCAGUUCCUUCAAGGAAAUUAAAGUUUAUUUCAGGACUAAAGCAAGAUCAAGUCAUUGCUGCUAAUGAUAACUUCUCAUUAUCAAUCUAUGGAAUGAAGGGGAAAUUAUUAAAGAACAUUAGAGGGCACAGGUCUCAAGUUACUAAAUUUUUAUUGAACACUAAACAUUCUCUAAUUCUGAGUCAUUCCAAAGAUGUCAUUAAUCUUUGGGAUCGAGAGAAAUACACCAAGGUGAGAUCUAUUUUCGCUCAUAAUAAUUCAUUCAAAGAUUGCAAGUUUACUGUUGAUAGUUCGAUGGUAUGAACCCUAUUUAAGGAUAGUACCAUUUACUUCUGGAGUAUUGGGAAGUUCACAGCUGAUUAUAAAAUCACAAAUAACCCAAAAGAGCUCCAGCUUGGAAGCAUUGACUGCAGCACCAAAUAUUUGGCAUGUGGCGGCAAGACUCCAUAUCUUGUAGUUUACGAUAUUGAACAAUUCUUCUCAGUAAAUGAAUUGCCAAGGAGAAUAUUCAAACUGCCAGAAGGCUAUGAGAGAGGUAUUUCGAAGCUACAUUUCCUCAAAGAAAUACACCCUAAGAACGGAAGCCUGUGCAAAUUAGCCAUUCUUGCAAGUGGAACCUUCAUAAUAGUUGAUAUCCCAGAGGGAAAGUCACAAUAUGACGAUUCUAAUUCAGAGGACUUGAAGAAGCCAGAAAAUCCUCUCAGGAUUUUAGCAAGUAUUAGGCUACCAAAUUGUUCAAUUCUUGAUUUUGAUAUUGACAGAAAUUGCUACUUUGUCUCUCUCCUAACUUCAGAGGGGAAUGUCGAGCUAUAUGAUAUUGCCACUUUAGAAAAGAGUGAGUGCAAGUUUGCCAAAAAGAAGCUGAAAUCAUCUUCAAGAGGCUCAAUCUCUCAUCACAAAUCUUUCGGUCAUGUUACUGAGAAAGAGUUCGAGAAUGACAUUAAGAAUUAUUCAGCUUUUCUUCCUGAAGAAGGAAUCCUUUCUAAAAACUCUGUAAGGAUGAAAGAUAGUGGGUUUAUGGACUGUAAUGGCUCUCUCAGAAAGUCUGAAGGCCUCGAAUCAAGAAUUGGAAGUGCAUACAAACCUCAUUUGGAGCCUCCUAAUAAGAUUAAUUACAAAGAGCUCAAUACUCUCAAUUCUAGUAGAGUCGCACUGGAAGACCUCAAAAGUGGAAAGGGCAUGAAGAGCAGAUUUGACGAUUCCUCUCAGAAAUUAUUCAGUGAGGAUCUUUCUGCAAGAGCUAUUCCUCAGAGCGAGAGUAAUAUUCUGAUUUAUAAGGAAGGUGUUCCUGAUAUGCAGGAUUAUGGAUCUUUUAUUAAUGAGAUGGAAUCUCAGGGAAAUACUAAUAAGAAUAAACACUCGAAACCAUUUAAUCCAAGGACUAACCGUAAAUCUGUAUCCAUACAAAUAGAUGGAGGAAAAAUGAGCAUUUCAAAGCUCAAGCCAAUCCUUAGGAAGUACUCUGAGUACCCAGAGAAGUAUAGAAAGUCUAUUUGGCAGAGCAUUCUUCAAUGUCCAGAGAACAAACUUCUUGGUGAUUCUUUAUGUCAAAAGAUUAAUCCAGCUUUUGAAGAUCUCAGGCAAACCUAUAAGAUUUCAUCAGAUAGGAUUUACAACAAAUUAGUUAAAACUCUUUCAGGACUGGCAAACUGGUGUCCACUUUUUGCUGAAGUAGCAUAUCUCCCUGAUCUUGUAUUCCCAUUUGUGCAAACUAUUAAACACGAUGACAAUGCUUUGUUUGAAAUCGUUUUGACCUUUUUAGCUCAUUUCUGUCAACUCUGGUUUGAGAAAUACCCUAGUGACCCCAUACAUUUACUGAAGACCUCAGUUGAAGUAAUAAUCGCUAAGGAAUCUAUGACUUUGAUUAAUCAUUUCGUUAGCCAUGGGUUUGGAGUGGCAGAGUACGCCUGGCCAUUACUCAAAAAUGCAUUCUCAGUGGUUCUUUCGAAAGAUGACUGGCUCAGUCUCUUUGACAAUGUAUUUACAUAUCAAGAUAAGCCUGAACUCCUAUUUUACUUCACUGCUGCAUAUUUGCUAUAUUUUAAAAACACAUUGACUAAGAUUACAACUGUGGAGCAAAUGUUGAGCUUCACACAGAAGCAGAAUAGUAUUCAAACUAAGAUAGUUAUGAAGGAAGCUCUCAAGUUGUAUAAAAAGUACAACGAAGAUGACGAAGUUCUCAUUGGCACAUUUGGUAACUACAUUCCUGUCCACCAGGAGGGUAAAUACAUCACUUUUUCCAAUUACCCCACAGAAAACGUGGCUUAUGCUAAACAAAUCAGGCUUAUGAAACUUAAUGAAGAGGAAAUCAAAGAGCAUCGUCAGAAAGAAGUUGGGGAGCUACGUAACAGAGUUUCAAAACUUUUACUUAAGGAUAAGCAAGUACGUGAGCAGACUCAGACUAUUUCAGAGCAAGAAUCCAGAAAGGCCCAACAGAAGCAGAUAGAAUUAGAAGAGCAAAUCCUUCUCAAGCUCAAAGAGCAGAGUGAAAGGACUGAAUAUCUCAGGAAACUUGAGGAAAAUCUCAGAGUCACUGUUGAGAAACAAAAGGAACAAAAAUGUGAUGACCAAACGCGCCUAAUCCAAGAGUAUGAAGAAAGGAAGAAGAUCUUUCAAUAUGAAGAAAUCAUGCAAAAACAAGAAAAAGACUUGUCACAAAUGGAAAAGAACGCUGCUCUCCGCAUUCAUGACAUUAUCUCUAUGAGACAGAAGGAGGAAUACGAGAGACAGAUCAACCAGCAUAUCGAAAAUCAUCCCUUCAGAGGUCUCUUGGAUAAGCCAGGAAUGGAUGACACUAUCAGUAACAGAGACAGCAUUAGCUCAAGACCGCCUCUUUCCAAAAGCUCGAUGAUUUUCGAGAACAAUCAGCAAUCAGAAGAAAUAGAUAACCGCAUGAGGAAGCUUGAAGAAGAAAUGAGGAAUGUCAGGGUCGACAAAGAACGAAGACUCAAGCAAAUCGAAUCAGACUACGCUCAAGCUUCUGAACAAAUGAAGGCUGAAAUCUCCAAAAAGAACGAAUAUCUCAAAAUGCUGGAACAAAUGAACAACUACGAGAUUGAUUAUCGCAGCCAAGCCCUGAAUGAAAUCUCUGAUGGGAAGAUAAAAGAGCUACUAGAUCAGAAGAAAGAGAUUGAGAAUUCUCUCAAAAAUGAGAAGCAUGAGCAGAUUAGGCUCCAGAAAGCUAUUGAAAAGAAGCAUUUUGAGCAACAGUUAAUGAAACUCAAUCUGCUUAAAGAAGAGCAAAAGAAAGACGAAGAAGCAAGACUUCAAGAGAUCUCUAAAGAAAUGGAGCAUAAAAAAAGAGAAUGGGAACUUAUCGACAAAGAACUCUCCAUGAAAGAGAAAGAAAUCAUUGAGAAAGAGAAAUUCAAAGAUCUUCUGAAGGAAACCGACCAAAAUCUGCUCCGCAUUGAGGAAGAAAAACUAGCUAUGGAGAAUCAGAAGCUCCAACAGAAUGUCAACGAAGUUACUCAGAAGGCUUAUUAUGAGACUCAGAGCAAAGUCUCAGAGAUUAUGAAAGAAAGAGAGAUCAACUUCCAAGAAUAUACUUUGCUAAGACAACAACAGAUUCAUAAAAAGUAUGAAGACAGGGUCAAAGAGAUAGAAGAGGAACAUAAAGCAAAGGAAAUAGCUAGAGAGCAGCAGAUCAAGAACAUACAGCAAGAAUACCAGAUUAAUAAUGCUGAAAGAGAUCAGUCCAUAAGUGUUUAUGAGAGAGACGACAAGACUGAUCGGGAUAAUUCUAAGGAGAGAAAUCCAGUAAUAUCUCCAGAGAAAGAGGAGCUCUCUUACAUCCAGAAUCAUCCUCAAGAAGAAUCAAAGAGUUAUUAUGAAGAAGCUGCCAAUAUUAAUCUGAAUAUGUAUAGAGGGCCUUUGUCAGAUCUCAAUAGCUCCAUGAACCAGAAAUAUCAAAAUGAAAAUGUAUAUGAGAGGCAAAGAAAUGAUGGAAACGCAGGCACUCUAAAAGAUCAAAUGAAGGCUAUCAAAGGAGUUUUAUCACAACCAGCAUCAGAAGAAAAUGAAGGGUUUAGAUAUGAUAUUCAGAGUAUAACAUCAGAAGCUCCAAGUAGAAUGAAUGAUAGUUAUUCCUCAAUAGAAGAUGACCCGGCAUUGGUUAAGCAUGAGCAAUCAAAGCAAGCUUUUGAAGCUUAUAAGAACACAUACAAUGCUUUUGGAGCAACUGAAGAUUAUUCAUUGCAGUUGCGAGAAUCAACAUUUGGCAACCCAACUGCUUCUUCAAAAGAGUUCCAAAGAAUUACAACAACUAAGCCAACUUCUCAAUAUGGCGAUCCUAAAGACUCAACUAAUGAAGGAUACGAAAUUAGGUCUUAUUAUAUGGGAGGAGAUGGUCGCAUAAGCUCAGCAAUUACUGAAGAAAACGACGAUGGCUCAACUAGCUCUCAAUUAGAAAAUAUAUCUCAAACUAGUAGCAUGUCAUCUCAGAACUAUCCAGAUUAUGUUCAAGAAAAGAGUUAUACUGUUGAUGAAAAUGCUGUUCAAUCCACUUACAACAAAUCGAUGGUCAAAUCUUAUAAUUCAAAUAUAAUUUCUCCACCUCAGGAGUACAUGAAGAGCCCUGUAGAUAGCUCCUUGGGGACCUCAGAGAUUUCAUCGACCUCUUCAGAUGCUGAGAACCAGAAUCCAAAUGUUGCUCAUUAUCCUCCUGAGCAUAUGAAUGUGGCUAGCUACGAUUUCUCUCAUUCCAAAGAGAUUGGGGAUGGGUCCAAUAUGCCUAUCAACCCUUUUUAUAACCCAAACCCAGCAUUUUCCUCUAGUUAUGGGUUCAAGCCCCAGUAAUAGUCUGGUAUAAGUUAUGUUAAGCAUUUUCAAAUAG